Pterocles gutturalis (yellow-throated sandgrouse) is the source of this 759-nucleotide messenger RNA. RefSeq names its product forkhead box protein I1c. Gene Ontology annotation, biological process: anatomical structure morphogenesis; cell differentiation; regulation of transcription by RNA polymerase II. NCBI's taxonomy places the organism in Eukaryota, Metazoa, Chordata, Aves, Pterocliformes, Pteroclidae. Bases 1 to 759 code for a protein of 252 amino acids. Gene Ontology annotation, molecular function: DNA-binding transcription factor activity, RNA polymerase II-specific; RNA polymerase II cis-regulatory region sequence-specific DNA binding. The transcript is spliced from 3 exons. The record is from RefSeq and is a predicted model, not a curated record.
AUGUUUGACAACACGCAGUACCCCUAUAACUGCUUUAAUUACGACGGGGAUGAUUAUCCUACCUGUAGUUCUGAUGAAGAGAAAAAAUUCACCAGACCAGCAUACAGCUACAUUGCCUUAAUUGCAAUGGCCAUCCAGCAAAGUCCGUCAAAUAAAGUCACCCUCUCUGGCAUUUAUGACUUUAUAAUGAAGAAAUUUCCUUACUACAGAUCAAAUCAAAGAGCCUGGCAGAACUCCAUCCGACAUAACUUGUCGCUUAACAGUUGUUUUGUAAAGGUUCCCAGAACAGAAGGGAAUGAGAAGGGGAAAGGAAACUAUUGGAGCUUUGCCACAGGAUGCGAAUCCAUGCUGGAUCUCUUCGAAAAUGGCAAUUACAGGCGAAGACGGAGGAGGAGGAAUGUGAAAAGGGAACAUAAAGAGCAGAGACCAAGCAGAGGGAAAAGUCCUUUAUCCCCUGAUAUGUCUUCUGUGGACUCUGCUUUAAACAACAUUUCCUCUUCUGUAAGUAAACACGAAAGAAUUGAAUCAGGACCAAGACUACUGGAGCCUCAUGGGUUUGCUCCAAACAGCAUGACCAACAGGCAGAGCCUGAGCAACUCCUCCUUAGCAAAAUCGGAUUCUGAAAUUAAAUUCAGCAUUGAUUACAUUCUUUCAGCCCCCGACCCUUUGCCUGUCCUGAGAUCUCAGUAUAAUGUGCAAGAAAAUAAAUAUCAUCUACUGGAGGCCCAGCAAAUUAAUCUCCACUUCUGGACAAUGUGA